AGCUAUAUAUAAAUAUGAUUUAGCAAUAAGUAGUAUCUUGUGGUUUUUAUUUGAAAAUAUUUAAAAGAUUUGGUUUGCAAUAAACAAGAAUAUGAAAUGGAUUUAACACAAACAGAUUUAAAAACUUCUAUCUUAGUUACCGAAGCCGGUGGUACAGUUAAUGAACAUUUCAAUAUAGAUACUAAAUCAAAUGAUAUUGAUUCAGUUUACUCAUGUUUAGAAUGUAAUAGUGUUUUUCAAGAAGCUGUUAGUUUAAACUUGCAUAUUAAUUCUAAACAUUCUUCAAGUAAAAAGUAUGUUUGUGAAGAAUGUGAUGCCAUGUUUUUUUCAAGCUAUAAGUUUAAGCUACAUUGUAGUUCUAAGCACAAUAUUGUUCGUCCUUUCAAAUGUGGGAUUUGCAUAAACAGUUACUCAAACAUUUCUGCCUUGAAAAUUCAUUUGAGGAGUCAUGAAGAAAAUCCACCUUCAUUUAAGUGUACUUUAUGUGGACGAUCAUUUGCAACAAAGAGUUCUUUAAAAACACAUUCACUGCGUCAUGGUUCAGAAAUGCCCCAUAUUUGUGAUGUUUGCAACAAAUCAUUUGCCAUUAAAGGCGAUUUGCGUACUCACUACCUAAAACAUGAUCCUAUUCCUCAAUUUAAAUGUGAUUUUUGCACAAAAGCUUUUCCUAGAAAAGGAAAUUUAAUCCGACAUAUGCGCAAGCAUACAGGGGAGAAACCAUACGUUUGCUUGUAUUGUGAAAAAAGAUUUUCGAGAUCGGAAAAUUGCAGAGAGCAUCAACGCACCCACACUAACGAAAAGAGAUUCAUGUGUAACAUAUGUGGAGCUUGUUUCAGUGAUUCUGGAAAUUUUUGUAAACAUAAAAAACAAAAAUGCAAUAAAAAAGCAUUUAACUUGGUUAAAAGUGACAAAAAGUCAAAAAAUCUUUCAACAAAUAUUAAGUUUUCAAGAGAUACUUUAGAAAAAAGUCUUGAUUUUGUAACAGUUAAAACUUGUCACAAUGCCAACGAAAAUAUUUUGUAUAGAUCUCACGUUGAGUUAUCUGAUUCCAAUUUAUUUCCUAAUGCUAGUUCAACAUCGUUUUGUGAAAGUAUUCAAAUUGCUUAUCAUGCUGAUAUAAUUGAACAAGUUAUUCACCCAGAUAAAUAUUUAAAUGGUCAGAGUUCUAAUACUGAUGCUCAAUCGGUUAUACCUUUGAACAAUGAAAAAACUAGUGAAGAUGGUCGCACUGACGGUCAUGCAUUCUUUCUUGUUGACCAUUUUGAUCCAAAUUUUUCUUUUAAUAACGACAGUAACUUAUUUAUUGAUACGUCUAUAUUUUUGCAGCAACAAAACGAAAGUGACUUUCAAUCUACACUAUAUAACGAUGAUAAACAAUUUAAUCGAGUAAGUCAAACCACAAAUCUCUUAUUAGAAAAUUCAGAAUAUUAUUGCGAGGAUGAUAAUGAAAUCGAUACCAACAAAUUUUUAAAUGACGAUUAUUUAUUAACAAAAAAAAAUGCGGUUGACGCUCAUAACGGAACCUAAAUGUUAUGACAUUUAGGCCCAACUCACGUAUUCUAACGGAAUGUAGUAAAUCUUUAGGAAGGUUAUUAAAAUUAACAUAAUAAUUUUUAUUUAUAUUUUUUAAAAUGUAUUUUAUAUAUUUCAAGUUUUACAUGUCUUGUGAUAUUUUAUACCAUUUUAAACACUUAAAUAGCAUAC
Molecule: messenger RNA, 1704 nt
Organism: Hydra vulgaris (swiftwater hydra)
Lineage: Eukaryota; Metazoa; Cnidaria; Hydrozoa; Anthoathecata; Hydridae
Product: oocyte zinc finger protein XlCOF20
Biological process (GO): regulation of transcription by RNA polymerase II
Molecular function (GO): DNA-binding transcription factor activity; RNA polymerase II cis-regulatory region sequence-specific DNA binding
Source: RefSeq, a predicted model, not a curated record